AUGCCGCCAACACCAAGAGCUCGGUCACCGCACACACGGGGUCCUGAUCUUCCACCUUCCCCGACUACUGGGACCGUGCUGUCUGGGAUCUGGAAGCUCAGAAGCUCGCACCACCCAACACCGCCAAACACAGCUUUUGUCUCUCCUUUGCUGUAUGCGCUCCCCUACCGCGCCCACAAUACAGAUCGUCCAGGCCAUCGUCCGGCAGAAUCAGUAAUCUCUAUGCACGUGUUUGGUCUGCGGAUCACCCCGCUCCACCUCCAACAGGAGGCCUGGUCGCACCACAUUUCCUUCGCGAGGCCCCCUUCGUCGAUGUCUAUAGACCUCUCCAGAUCGUUGUUCCUAGCCCCUGCUUUCGCCGAUAAACUACCCGACUACUCCCCCCCGCUGUCUCGCCCAGCAUAUCUCACGCCGGCUGCGCACGGAUGCUCCGCCUUUACAUCGUUCUCGUCUCGGGUCCUCCCGCACCGGUGUCGACUAUGUCUCGCCUACAAGUCUAUUAUGUCAGCCUAUAAACUAUCUUCGACCCUCAAUGAUCCCUCAAUUGCCUGUGCAUCUGACAACAAUCCAAGUUCUUUCAUUUGA
Rhizoctonia solani is the source of this 585-nucleotide messenger RNA. RefSeq lists its product as uncharacterized. The record is from RefSeq and is a predicted model, not a curated record. The transcript has 2 exons. NCBI's taxonomy places the organism in Eukaryota, Fungi, Basidiomycota, Agaricomycetes, Cantharellales, Ceratobasidiaceae. The coding region runs from base 1 to 585 and encodes 194 amino acids.